GUUGUUGGUUGUUUGCUACUUUGACUCUGGAUGUUUUAGUUGAUGUCCAUGACUUAAAACAUUCUGCUGAUAUAUGGGCUAGACUUCAGACUAGGUUCAUGCAUGCCAGUUUACCCCGGUGUAUGGAACUUAAACUAUUAUUGUCAAACAUGAAAAAGAAAGAACCCCAAUCUAUGGAAAGUUACUUGAGAGAUAUCAAGAAUUUAGUGGAUGCCCUUGCUGCAUUUAAUUCCCCUGUCUCGGACAAAGAGCUUCUGCAAUCUAUUUUGGUUGGCUUGGGACCGGAGUAUCGCUCUCUUGUUACUACUGUCUCCUUAUUUCCUGAGCAAUUUCCCUUUGACAUUUGCAUCAUCGUCUCUUGGAAGAGGAGCAACGUGUUUUGUAUGAGCGGCAACAGCAAAAUUCAGCCGGUCAUCAAGAAUUUGUAGCCGCUGCUGCAGGUGGGCAGCAGCCUGGAGGAUACCCGAACCGCGGCAGAGGAGCCCGUGGACGGGGUGGUCGCGGCAGAGGAGGCCGCGGGCGAGGCAGGGGACCGCCACAGUAGUAUGGGGCACAGCCGCAUCCUGGUUUUGCUCCUUAUGGACAGCAGCAGCCGGCUGGGGCCCAGCCACACCUCGCUGGGCAGCACGGGCAGCGGGGGCAGCAGGGGUACGGCUUUGGUCAGCAGGGGCAGCCAGCUUCGUUUCAGGGGGUGCUUCCUCCUCGGCCACACACUUCAGGUUUUUCAUCGGGUGAGGGUAUCCUUGGUUCUGUUCCACCACCCGUGGUCUGUCAAAUUUGUUUUUCUGCAGGUCACUAUGCUCUUCACUGUCCUUAUCGUUUUAGUCAGUCAUCUGCCCGAGCCCUUCUGACUUCCAAUAACGGUGAAUUAAAUACUGCUUUGUGGUAUCCUGACUCUGGAGCUUCGGCUCACAUGACUCCUUCGGAAGGUAUUUUAGUUAAUAAAUUACCUUAUACUGGAUCACUUUCUGUUAGUGUAGCUAAUGGCUCUAAACUUCCUAUUGUUAAUAUUGGAGAUGUGCAUUUAAAUUCUUCUACUCGUCCACUCACGUUGAAAUCUGUCUUUCAUGUGCCUCACAUAAAAUUUAAUUUAUUAUCUAUUCAAAAACUCUGUGCUCAUAACAACUGUGUUGUAAUUUUUGAUAAAAAUUUCUUUUUUGUUAAGGACAAAAUUUUAGGGAAGGUCCUUCUUCAAGCACCUAGUCAUGGUCAUCUCUAUCCAGUCAGACUCAGCCCCCGGCCUUCUCUUGCUUUGUCUUCUCUUACUUCGCCUGGCCCUGUUUGGCACUGUAGAUUAGGCCAUUAUGGCACUUCUAUUUUACGUAGUUUACAUAGUCAGAAACAUAUUUGUAGUAGCUCUAGUUUCUCUCAUGAUUGUAUUUCUUGCCGUUUAGACAAAUCUCAACGUUUACCCUUUACAGAUGCUAGUCAUAAUUCUACUAUGCCUUUACAAAUAAUUC
Cuscuta europaea is the source of this 1460-nucleotide messenger RNA. The record is from the annotation of a GenBank genome assembly. NCBI's taxonomy places the organism in Eukaryota, Viridiplantae, Streptophyta, Magnoliopsida, Solanales, Convolvulaceae.